Molecule: messenger RNA, 3003 nt
Organism: Pygocentrus nattereri (red-bellied piranha)
Lineage: Eukaryota; Metazoa; Chordata; Actinopteri; Characiformes; Serrasalmidae
Gene: elmod1
Product: ELMO/CED-12 domain containing 1
Exons: 12
Coding region: 194-1201 (335 amino acids)
Molecular function (GO): GTPase activator activity
Source: RefSeq, a predicted model, not a curated record
CCACUCACCAAUCACAGCGCAGAAAGGCGAGGCUUUGCCGGAAUGCGGGUGGAACAUUGCCUCGGCUACAUGCACAUCAUGGAGGAAGAGCAGGUACCUUCCAUCUAGAGCAGCAGCAGCCUGUUUCCUUCACAGCGACCAUCUUUAAUCGUGGGCAUCUCAGCAAUUGAAUCCGGGCCAUUAAACAGGAGAGAUGAAGCAUUUUCUAAGGGUGUUGACCCAGUUCCUGGUGUUUCUGUACUGCAAGUGUCUAUGGCGAGGACUGAAAUUUGUCAUCAGGAAGGUGACAGGACGAUGUGAGCUACAGCGUAUCUGUUAUAACAACAAGCCUGGAGCUCGCCGGACCCUCAAGAUUGAGUCAUCGCUAAAGUGUUCUAAAAAUGAGCUUCUCCAGUCUGCUGUCAGUGUCCACCCAGACGCUGUUGAAAAGACCAUAGAUGAUAUCAUGGCCCUGAAAAAAAUCAACCCAGACACAAAUCCACAACUUGCCAUCUCUCUCCAGGCCAGCCUUUUUCAGAUCGUGGGCUACAGGAACCUGGUGCUGGAGGUGGAGAAGCUGCGCAUGGAACCGUAUGACUGUGAAAAUCCAAAGCAUGAGGAGAUGCUUAUGAAGCUUUGGAAGGCACUCCGUCCUGAAUCUCCCCUCACUGGACGCAUCUCAAAGCAGUGGUGUGAGAUUGGUUUCCAAGGCAGCGACCCUAAGACUGACUUUAGGGGCAUGGGUCUACUGGGUCUGCACAACCUACUGUAUUUUGCAGAACAUGAUAAAGCCACUGCCCUCCAAGUGCUCCAUGAUUCUCUGCAGCCCAAACACAGGACCAUUUCCAAAGAGGAAGCCAGUAAGAUGAGCAAAGCUGAUUGGGAAAAGAAGAAAUUUGACAAAGCGAUUGGAUAUUCCUUUGCCAUCGUUGGCAUCAACAUCACAGACCUGGCCUACUCUCUGCUGAUGAGUGGAGCGCUGAAGACUCAUCUGUACAAUGUGGCGCCAGAGAUGCCCAGCCUGGUGCACUUCCAGCAGACUUUCUGUUACUUGAUGCAGGAGUUCCACAGGUUCUGGAUCGAGGAGGAUCCGUGCGACAUCAUGGAGUUUAACCGCGUACGCACCAAGUUCCACAAGCGCAUCCUCAAGCAGCUGAAGAAUCCCGACAUGGCACUGUGUCCCCAUUUCACUGCCUCUGACCUUCACCUGGUCAACCUGUAGCUGCCUAUCUGACCCCUUAACCUGUAGCUGUCCAUCUGACCCUUCGACCCUGACUCAUCUCUCAUUCCUGAGCUUCUGUCUUAGCUUCUUCUCAUCACUGCCAACUGUGUGGAGUCUCUUUCACCCCUACACACACAACAAACACAAGUCAGUAUACAUGCUUGAACAGCCCCCCUCUCACACACCUGCCCAGAUGUGUAGUUAGCUCAGAUCACCAGCACUGAAGACCAUGGUGAUUGUAAUAGUGCAUUUCACUGCACCACAUUAUAGUCAAGCCACUGGGGUCCUUAGCACUGAAUGCAGCAACAACGAUUGUAAGGUAUAUAGGCUAUGGUCAGCAUGGUUUUAACUAUCCUGCUGUGUUAAUCAGAGAUAUUAAGCAUUGCUCAUAGGUGGCACAGUUCCCUAUCAACCAGUAGGUGGAGCUGUUAGUCCAUGUACAAAGAGCCAUUGUGAGUUGGUGGUAGUGGCAUUUACUCAGCCAGCAGGAAUGGCUUGCAUUGAUCUUGCAUUGAUAUCAAAUGCAUUUAGAGAUAAGUGGUCUUUACUGUGUAGACAUACUGUAACACACAGAGGUAUUUUAGAAGAAAUAAGACAAGACAUAUGAGAACAAAACAUGCCUAUCUAGGCAGAAUGGAAUAGAAAAGUCUUUUCAGCCAUUAGUAAUGUGACCAUUCACUCAGACGUCAGCUUCAUCUGUAAUUUUCACAUUUUUCUGUCAAAUAUCAGAGUAGAAAACAUUUGUUGCCAAGAAGUGAAGCUUAAAAACAUAUUUACUUGCCAAAAUGGUUGUUAUAAAAAGUGAGCAUGAAUGUGAUCAUGCACAACUCAUGAUUGUUUUGAACACUACUUGUGUUUUCGUGUUGAUGUAAAAUCAUUGAAUGUUGCCGUUUUUGUUCAAGCCACCAAAGCAAUAAGCGACCGCUCAGUAUUGUUUGUUUCUUUUGCACAGCUGGUGCCUGUAAUACUUAGUCUUAGUUAAUUAGACACUAAUAAGCCGUAAUGGACAGCACUGAGAAUCCAUUGUUAACUGCAGUCAUUUUGCUUUUUAUUGCUCUUUUUUUUGGUCACAACUAAUAAUUUAUUAUGCGUUAUAACAUUUGCAUGUUUUUUUUCAUGCUGCCUGUAUUCUUUUAUGUCUUCUAGACCCUUUAAAUUUGUGGACGGUAUGGUGACAGUUUUGCCUGUGAGCUUUUCUUUGUUUGCUUUUAUGUUUUUCACACGCUGCUUUGGUCUAAUUGAAAUUUGCCAGAAUGUCACUCAGUUCAUUUCAAUGCAAUGUUAUUAACUAAUGUAAGCUAUUUAUACUGUGAAUGUCUUUGCGUUUAGCAGUAUUAGGCCUUUUUCUUUCAGAUAUCAGUGCGUUAUGUGGUGUGUCUGUUUAUGAACUACAAUCAAUAAGCUACAAUCAACUGUGAUAAAUAUUGAAAAUCUGUAAGGCUUUAAAAAUGAUGUUACUGGCACCUAUAUAGAGGAGUUAGAAGCACUUGCUGUAUAUACUGCUUAAGAGAUGAACUAGAUUUUAACAUAAAAACUCGUCAGUGUGCAUGGCUGAAUCCAUACUGUAACUGUUGUCUCUCUCUCUUUCUUUUUCUUUCUCUCUCUCUCUCUCUCUUUCUUUUUCUUUCUCUCUCUCUCUCUCUCUCUCUCUCUCUCUCUCUCUCUCGUAUUGGAUCAGUAUAGGACGCUUUUUAGUGGCCAGCAGCUUAUGUGAUGUGAAUUGCUCGUGCUGUGUGAAAGGGGUGCUUUUUAAAUCAUUAUCAAAGCUCAGUGUAAUAAAAAGGCGAUAUGGAAAAAUGUUA